AAUGUUUCUAUCCAUGCUUCAACUACUUUUGGCUUUCGUUUUUUUGUUCAGCGUUUACUUCGGUUCGGCGUAGGAAAAUUAAGAAACGUCGUCCACACGGAAUUUUAAUUACCAGCGGCUAAUUUUGAUAAUUACGUUGCUCAAGCAAAUUACGUUUCAGGUCGUUUAUUCUUCUAUGUGUGCAAUUACUUAAGUAAACUCCUUGGAUAUCAUAUUGAAGAGUUAAUCCUUGAAGCAAGCGUAAUCAUAUGACCAAGUCUAGUUGCCAAACUGCUGAGGCAUGGCGGAAGAGAAUUCGACUUCAGCGUUUUUCAUCAACAUAUAUCCAUUCGAUAUUGAUGCGGAGUGCACAGACAUACAUUCCAUCAACUCUAGUCUACAAUGUUUUUUUGCCAUGACUAUAGAAGAUUGUGUUGAAAUCAUAGAGUAUUUAGAUUACAACUACUAUGUUUUUUGCACAUUCGGUGUCCAACAUAUCAUACCUUCUACUUUUACAUUGCUUUUGUGGCUUGCGAUGCUAUUCAUUGCUUUAGGCGUCACAUCAAAUUAUUUUUUAUGUCCUGCUUUAUUUACCAUAUCGAAUCACCUAGGAUUAUCACAAAACGUUGCUGGCGUAACGCUACUAGCGUUUGGCAAUGGUUCGCCUGACAUCUUCUCAUCAGUAGCUGGUCUACAGAAGGCAUCUGCAGAGCUUGCUGUUGCAAGUUUAGUAGGUGCGGGUGUUUUCGUCACAUCAGUUGUUGCAGGUGCUGUGUUCCUAACUCAGCCGUUCAGUUUAAUGAGUCGCCCAUUCCUGAGGGAUGUCGGAUUUUAUUUGGUUGCUAUUGGCUGGACGUUUGGACUCUUCUUCACGGGGAGAUCCUAUUUAUAUCAUGGCAUUGGCUUCGUCGUGCUGUACUUCUUCUAUAUUGUUGUGGUCUUGAGUAGCCGUGCUAUCUACGUAAGAGGACAAAAGCAAAAAGAGAAGACGUCUACAACAGAAAACAGUAAUUGUGACAAGGAAAAACCUGAAAAAGAACCGAACAAAAAAAAAGGAGAUGAAGAAGUGUGCAAGGUUAAAAAUAAAAGUUUUGAUGACGAAUCAGAAGGAAAAGCUGUUGUACUGAAAGCUUUUUACUUCGGUGGUUUUGAGUGGUUGGAUGGACGUCGCCUAUCCAAAGCGAAUCUAGCUCUGGAAUCUCGCCGACUUUCAAUGAACAAACUCAGUUUAUACACGAUUGAAAACAACGGUAAUAAUAAUGGCAGCUGUCAGUCCAUUCAAAGCUACGGAAUGUCUUCAACAGAGAAGUUAAGUCCUCUAGUCCCAGAAGACAGAGGAGAGUUUUGGCAUUUCUUAGUCAAAGUUUGCCCAAUCAAUACCAAAAAAUGGCAGCAGCUCGUUUGGUGGAAGAAAGCCGUAGCGCUAAUAAAAAGUCCAGCAAUACUCAUAAUGAAGUUGACGGUACCAGUACUAGAUACCAGCGAGGAAGAUUUCAACUGGAAUCGCUUUCUGAUAUGCACCCAGUGCAUAACCGGACCCAUUUUCAUAAGUUUGGUUAGUGAAUAUGCUUUUUUUAUGAUUGGUGGCGUCUUUCCAGUUUUCCUGCUAUUAUUCUGCAUUAGUGUGUGCUGUGCAGCAUUAGUGUAUUGCACAUCCGAGCGUCAUAUCCCUCCGACAUACCACUGGCUAUUUGCAUAUCUGGGUUUUGCAGUUGCAGUCACGUGGAUCUAUUGCCUGGCGAAUGAAAUAGUCGCUCUGUUGCAGGUGUUUGGAGUGAUAUUCAAUCUAAGCGAUUCUAUUCUGGGUUUGACUAUACUGGCAUGGGGAAAUUCUCUCUCAGACUUUCUUUCAAACUUAGCUGUGGCACGGAAAGAAUAUCCGAGGAUGGCCAUUUCUGCCUGCUUCGGAGGACCCCUUUUAGCUCUGCUCUUGGGCUUGGGUGUUCCUUGCAUAAUUGAAAUUGUAAAAGGCCGGGUGCCUCCAAAAUAUCCGCUGACUUUCUCGGCACAAUUUGCUUUUCUGUUUUUCACCAUUGGGCUAGGACUGGUUGCCACCGCAGCGCUGAUGAGUUUCUGGAAGUUCCAAACGAAAAGGAUAUACGGAGCCUUCUUGAUUACGUUAUAUAUAGCAUUUGUGACUCUGUCUUUGCUUGAAGAACUCCGCGUGUUCACCAUUUCACUCUGAGGGACCAUUUGCUGAGCGGGAGAACGAUCUCCGUACCCCUACCAAGACAAAUGCAGGAAAUUUGUCUUGGUAGGGGUAAAAAAUAGCAGCUGAACGAAUGAGAGAAAGUUGAAUGCAGCAGUUGUGCAAAUCCAAAGCAGUGGCUGAAUAAUCAAAAAGUCUAGAGUUGAAUUGAUGAAAAGAAAAACAGAGGAACAGGAAGAAAUUUUUCUGAUGAACUCUUCAUAGUGAAGACUGUUAUUUCAUAUGUGCGCAAAAUACAAUAUUGGAAACAUGCUUAAUCAUUGUAAAAAAUAAAGAAAAAAAACCCGCAUUAAACUUGUAGAAAAAACAUGUGUACGUUUUAAGUUCAAGUGUAUAUUG
Messenger RNA from Uloborus diversus, 2527 nucleotides. Its product is annotated as mitochondrial sodium/calcium exchanger protein-like. The transcript is spliced from 20 exons. Gene Ontology annotation, biological process: monoatomic cation transport; transmembrane transport; intracellular calcium ion homeostasis. Gene Ontology annotation, molecular function: calcium:sodium antiporter activity. Lineage: Eukaryota; Metazoa; Arthropoda; Arachnida; Araneae; Uloboridae. Gene Ontology annotation, cellular component: membrane. The record is from RefSeq and is a predicted model, not a curated record. The coding region runs from base 281 to 2164 and encodes 627 amino acids.